GGACACAAAAUGCUGGAGUAAUUCAGCGGGACAGGCAGCAUCUCCGGAUAGAAGGAAUGGGUGACGUGUUGGGUCUGAAGAAGGGUCUCGACCCGAAACGUCACCCAUUCCUUGUAUCCAGAGAUGCUGCCUGUCCCGCUGAAUUACGCCAGUAUGUUGUGUAUCUUCGGAGAACUAACCUGUUUCUGGCCUGCCUGUGUAUUGUUCACUUAUUUAUUCGUGCAACAAUCUAGAAGUACUUCAGAAGUACUUCGCGCUGAACUUGAGCAUUUAUGAAACGAUGAAUACAUGAGAUGGCUUUUAGCUGAUGGUGCCCUACACUAGCGAAGUAACAAACGUGCCGUGACAAAGUAAAGAGAAUAUCCGAAACAUUUCGGAGAUCUUUAGGACAAUGUCACGACCUAUCCCUUCAAUUUAUGGAGGGUGUAGCGAAAAUGAUAUUCUGAUGCAAGUCACAUUGUGUAUAAAUGACAGCCACAUGUGAUUCAAAGUCUACGUUGAUUUUUACUUCGCGAACCAAGUAAAUGUUUUCAUCGGUUGAUUUUCCAUUCUCUGCUCAGAUACAUUUACCAUUUAUCACCUGCUCCGAUCUAAGGGUCUGUAUUCCUUUAAAUGACAAUCUGUCAAUUCUUCUGGUAAACAAGCACGUUGGCAAAUCUUUCGUACUUUGAAUUGUUGUGCGUCGCUGUGUAUUUUCCUUCUAUCGCUACUUCUGCAAAACAGAGGUCAGGGUGUGAUUAACACGCAGCGAGAGCCCCGCCUUCCGGGGCUUGCAUAUAAGGGAACGUUCCUUCACAUUUCGUGCCCAGUGAAUCAGUUGCAUCGUAACUAGUCAACACACGUCAAUCAUUUAGAAGGUAGGCAUCAGGCGUAAGAAAUGAAUAUGGACUCAGACUGCAACAUGGCUCCAGUGACUUCCGGAAACGGCAAACUUCGCCAGUGGUUGAUCGACCAGAUUGACAGUGGUAAAUAUCCCGGGCUGAUCUGGGAGAACGAAGACAAGACCAUUUUUCGGAUUCCUUGGAAACAUGCCGGCAAACAGGAUUACAACCGAGACGAGGACGCUGCCCUUUUCAAGGCUUGGGCACUUUUCAAAGGCAAAUUUCGUGAAGGAAUUGACAAACCAGAUCCACCAACAUGGAAGACUCGGCUACGAUGUGCCUUAAAUAAGAGCAAUGAUUUUGAUGAGUUGAUUGAUCGCAGUCAACUGGAUAUUUCAGACCCAUACAAAGUGUACAAAAUUAUACCAGAGGGGGCCAAGAAAGGAGGAUCAAAACAAGUAAGCAUGGAAGAUCAACAGAUGCUUGUCAACCAUCAUCCUUACCCUACAUACUCAUCUAUGCCGCCCCAGCUACCAAACUACAUAGUACCGCAUGAACGCAGCUGGAGAGAAUAUGAACAGCCACAUCCUGAACUCUCCUAUCAAUGCUCACCAGUGCCUUUCGCUCCACGAAAUCAUCAUUGGCAAGGACCUGGUUGUGAAAAUGGUUAUCAAGUUACUGGGUCGUUUUAUACUUGUGCAUCUGCUGAGUCACAAGCACCUGGUAUUCCCAUUGAAGCUAGUAUGAGAACUGGUGAAGCACUGGCCCUCUCGGACUGUCGGCUACAAAUUUCUUUGUAUUAUCGAGAAACCCUGGUGAGAGAAGUGACAACUACGAGUCCUGAAGGUUGUAGAAUAGCGCAUGUCCACGAUGAUAAGCCAUUUGCAGCUGGCAACAUAGAUCAGGUGUUGUUUCCUUAUCCGGACAGCAAUGCACAGCGCAAGGGUAUUGACAAGCUUCUCAAUCACUUGGAGAAGGGGGUCCUGCUGUGGAUGACCCCUGAUGGUCUAUACGCCAAACGGUUGUGCCAGAGCAGAAUCUACUGGGAAGGACCUUUAGCGCCAUACAAUGACAGGCCCAACAAACUGGAGAGAGACCAAGUCACAAAACUGUUUGACACACAACAGUUUCUAAUGGAGCUGCAGAGCUGUGCACAUCAUGGGCGUACAUUCAUGCCAAGAUACCAAAUUGUAUUUUGUUUUGGAGAGGAAUUUCCAGACCCACAAAGAUCGCGAAAACUAAUCACAGCACAUAUUGAGCCGGUGUUGGCCAAGCAGCUUUAUUACUUCACCCAGCAGAACAGCGGACACCUGCUUCGAGGGUAUGAAAUGCCUGAUCAUGUGAACAGUGUGGAGGAUUAUCAUAGAUCUAUUCGACAUUCAAUACAAGACUGAAAGUUUGAAGACCCGUUGAUUUUAUUGUGAAGCUCAAGGUGACAUGGGAAAGCCGCAAGUCCAGCAACUUCUGCAGUUUCAAUAAAGGGAAAUUGCCCCUUUCUGUCUUCUGUCACUCUACAAAAGCUUGGAUUCCAGGAGUAACUCAGUCAUCUGUUGAAGAUUGCUAAUGGACUGUCCUAUAUUUGUGGCAUUGUGAGUGAUGAUACACUGUGACAUAGACUACUGAGAUGAUUACAGUAAUUUUACUGUUUUGGAAUGAAAACUAAAGGAUUUGGCAAGUUUUUAUAGUCAUUGAAUCCUAGAGCGGGGAAACAGGCCCUUCGGCCCAGCUUGCCCAUGCCGGCCAACAUGUCCCAGCUACACUAGUCUCACAUGCUUGUGUUUGGCCCAUAUCCCUCGAAAACAAUCCUAUCCAUGUACCUGUCUAAUUGUUUCUUGAACAUUGUGAUAGUCCCUGCCUCAACUGCCUCCUCUGGCAGUUCGUUCCAUACACCCACCACCCUUUGUGUGAAAAUGUUACUCCUCAGAUUCCUAUUUAAUGUUUUCCCCUUCACCUUAAACCUAUGUCCUCUCACCCCCAAUUCCCCUUCUCUGGACAAGGGACUCUGUGCAUCUACCCUACCUAUCCCUCUCAAAAUUGUAUACACCUCUAUAAGAUCACCCCUCAUCCUCCUGUGUUUCAAGGAAUAGAGUUCCAGCCUACUCAACCUCUCCCUACAGCUCACACCCCUUGAGUUCUGGCAACAUCCUCGGAAAUCUUCUCUGCACCCAUGGCAGUUUGAAUUUUAUUGGAAUACUUUGUGCUAUCCAAUGCUGUACUUGUAAGUAAAUGUAUUUAUUUUGGAAUUGUGAUUCUCAGGGAAGCCAAUACCUUUGCGAUUUUACAUCUGCGAUGUGAAAGAGAAUUCUGGGAUAUAAUAUCCCAAAUUAGCAUGCGAUUUAAAUUUCUCAGAAAUGUUUCAAUAUAUGUUUAAUUUUCUAAGCUGUUAAACAGAUUUUUUUCUAAUAAAAAUAAAGCUUUUAAAAAG
This is a messenger RNA of Leucoraja erinaceus (little skate), 3246 nucleotides long. Its product is annotated as interferon regulatory factor 4-like. The coding region runs from base 878 to 2215 and encodes 445 amino acids. The transcript is spliced from 9 exons. Gene Ontology annotation, cellular component: nucleus. Gene Ontology annotation, biological process: regulation of transcription by RNA polymerase II; immune system process. Gene Ontology annotation, molecular function: protein binding; DNA-binding transcription factor activity, RNA polymerase II-specific; RNA polymerase II cis-regulatory region sequence-specific DNA binding. The record is from RefSeq and is a predicted model, not a curated record. NCBI's taxonomy places the organism in Eukaryota, Metazoa, Chordata, Chondrichthyes, Rajiformes, Rajidae.